Messenger RNA from Lobosporangium transversale, 1634 nucleotides. RefSeq lists its product as hypothetical. Bases 12 to 1586 code for a protein of 524 amino acids. The record is from RefSeq and is a predicted model, not a curated record. NCBI's taxonomy places the organism in Eukaryota, Fungi, Mortierellomycota, Mortierellomycetes, Mortierellales, Mortierellaceae. The transcript has 6 exons.
ACUUUGGCACCAUGACACAAUUAACGCUCAAAGACAUUUUACAUUAUGCGGUCGAUUAUGAUCCUCUUGUAGUUGUUGAGCCGUAUCCCAUACCUAGAGAGGCAGAUUCACCUCAUCCUUUUACGGCCAGUUUCACCAUUGAGCAGUUCCGUUCGUUUUGGAAUCAGGAAAGGAUCGCAUUUCAAUGGCAGUAUUGUUCAGAAAGGAACUCACGCACAUUCUACAGCAACCAACCUCUGGAUACGCCACUUCCUUGUUUCAAACCCACAACUUAUGGCUCUCAAGAUCCUGGUCGUCCUCGUGAAUACGAUUGGUCUGUGAAACAUGGCUGUAGACAACGCCGGCGAGAGAAAGCACUCACUAUUGGCCGUAGCUCCGUGGGUAAAAAUUGUCCAGCUCACAUUCGUAUACAAAAGGUUGUUGGCCAAGAUCGAGUGAAUAUCGAAUACCAUUGGCGUCACAACCAUAGCACCGCUCCAGAAGCAACAUCUCUUCUCCCCUUGGGGCCUAACGAGCAUAAUUGGUCCAAAAAAAGGAUUAUGGAGGAUCGGGAUUGGAAAGACAUUAAGGUUCUUUUACGACCGAGUUCUGAAUUGGUCGAUAGGGAGGGAGACAAAGUUUCGCCCGCUCAUUUCAUAAAGUACAACAAUAUCCGUGCAAGCGUUUAUCGUCGGCGCGUAGCAUCAUCUCAAAAACAUAAGGACGUUAAAGUAAGUGUCAAUCUCUGGAUCGAACAGAUUCAUCAAGAUGGAGGCAAAGGGUUUUUCGUAGAUCAUUUCGACAAUAAACCAGAUCAAUAUUUAAUUGCUUGGUCUUUCGCCUCUCAGCUCAAGAUCAUACAGGAAGAUAGCCAAGUCUUGUUUAUGGAUUCAACGUGCAAGGCGAUAAAAUCCUUGGAACCAACUAAUGAAAAUCUUAAAGUGUAUACAUCGGCGUGUCUAUUCACAAUCUUUGCUAAAGACGCUCAUGGCCAGAGAGGCAUACCAAUUGCUCAUAUGAUCUCAAGUUCAAAAUCAAGGGAUUUGAUUAUCAAAUGGCUGUCCUGGCUCAAAAUCGAUUGUGGAUUGAAUGCAAGCAAAUUUAUAGUAGAUCGUGCAGUAUUGGAAACUGAAAUCGCCAAUGCAAUAUUCCCGGAUGCAACAAUCUAUUACAGUCUUUUCCAUUUGCAACAGUUAUGGGAGGAGCAACUCAAGAAAGCUUUCAAUAGUAAAGAGCUCGACAAGCUACGACCCUUAUUGACUAGUAUCUGUAAUGCAACCUCUGAGGAACAGCUGCUCAUACUAUCACAGCAACUUAAAGUUCAACAUCCUGGAGCAACUGCAGUUUUCGAGUACAUCGAAAACAACUGGUUCAACGAUUUACAGAAGCCCUACUGGAUGAUCUUCAUGGGAGAUAAUUAUCAGCACGUAGACACGAAAGGCUUGGUCGAGGGUUGGCGGAGUGUCCUUAAAAGAUAUCGCUUGGACAGGGAACGGAGUCUACGUGCGGACUGUGCGAUAUACAUGUUACAAAAAGCAUUUAGUACAGAAUUUAAUGUAGAAGGCAGUGGAUCUCCUGGUGAAUCCCAGCCUAUUCAGAUUCCAUGACGCAAUUUUCAUCAUGCUCGUACAGCAAUAACAAUAAUAAAAAGAUUG